AUGUCUGCACUGUUUUAUUCCUCACUGCUCGUGUCCAGUGCUCACAGUGUCAGAUGUUUGGGUUGGAUCAAACCCUACCAGACUUGGAAACAACGCUGCACACGUUUGCUGCAGCAAUGUCGGUCUCUUCAUGUGGACAACCCCCCUCAACAACCAUCAAUCUCAACAAGCUAUGUCCAUGGUACCUCCUCUGUUUCUUUGUUGCCCCUUACUGUGGGACAGAGCCUGGAUGCUACAGUCCAACGCUGUCCUGACCGUGAAGCUGUGGUCUUUCUGCAAGAUGGCAUCCGCAAAACCUUUGCAGAGUUUCAGCAGGAUGUUGACAAAGCAGCUGCAGGUUUGCUUGCUCUUGGCUUGAAGCGAGGUGAUCGACUGGGAGUUUGGAGCCCAAACAUCUAUGAAUGGAUCCUUUUUCAGUUUGCUUCAGCCAAGGCUGGAAUUAUACUGGUGUCACUGAACCCAGCCUAUCAAGUGGAAGAAGUGAUCUUUACUCUACAAAAGGUUCAGUGUAAAGCUGUGUUGUGUCCCACCAGCUUUAAAACUCAAAACUUUUGUGAGAUGCUGAGAGAGAUCUGCCCAGGAAUCGACACCAUGCCAAUUGGCAUGAUCAAAAGCUCCAGGGUGCCAGAUUUGCGGAUGAUAAUUGUGACUGACAGCAGGCAGCCAGGGAUGCUUCAUGUGGAGGAUGUGAUGCAAGCAGGGGAGAGUCCACACUUCAAACAGCUGAUGGAGCUUCAGAGCAGGCUGGCUUUUGAUGACGCCAUCAACAUUCAGUUCACAUCUGGUACAACUGGGAAACCAAAGGGAGCCACUCUUUCGCACCACAACAUUGUGAAUAAUGCAUACUUCCUGGGUCUGCGGAUGGGUUAUGGAUGGAGGUCUCAGGUGCGAGUGUGUGUUCCUGUACCCCUGCACCACUGUUUCGGCUCUGUGGUUGCAGCAAUGAGUAUGGCGGUUCAUGGAAUCACAUUAGUUUUUCCAUCUUCUGGCUACAACAGCCAUGCCAAUAUACAAGCUAUCCAGACUGAAAGGUGCAAUUUUGUCUAUGGCACUCCUACCAUGUUCACUGACUUGCUGAGCCAAGAUAUACACAAAUAUGACUUGUCAUCACUUGAAGCAGGUCUCAUGGGGGGUUCUCCUUGUCCUCCUGAGGUUUUGAGGAAGCUAAGAACAGAAAUGAACAUGAAAGAGAUAACUGUUGCUUAUGGAGCCACUGAGAAUAGCCCUGUUUCAUUUCUGGGAUUCCCACAAGACAAUGAGGAGCUAAAGCUGAAUACAGUCGGGUGUGUCAUGGCUCACACUGAGGCCAAGGUGGUGGACCCUGUUACAGAGGAGAUUGUGCCUUUAGGAGCUACUGGGGAGCUAAUGAUCAGAGGCAGCAGUGUGAUGCAUGGAUACUGGGACAAUCCUGAGAAAACCAGAGAGGUGAUCUCUGACAGUCGCUGGUACAGAACUGGUGACACAGCAAGCCUGAACAGUCUGGGAUACUGCCGCAUUGAGGGACGUAUAAAGGACAUGAUCAUUCGUGGAGGGGAAAACAUUUACCCUGCUGAGAUUGAGCAGUUUCUCCACAAGCAUCCAAAUGUUCUGGAAGCUCAAGUGGUUGGAGUUAAAGAUGCGAGGCUUGGGGAGCAGGUGUGUGCCUGCCUCAGGCUCAAGCAGGGGCAAACCUCCAGUGCAGAGGAGAUAAGAAGCUUCUGCAAAGGAAAAAUUUCCCAUUUCAAGAUUCCACACUAUGUGAUGUUUGUUGACAGCUACCCACUGACUUCCUCAGGAAAGAUCAAGAAGAAUCAGUUAAAGGAGGAAAUGGAGAAGAAAUUAGGUCUUUAA
Nematolebias whitei (Rio pearlfish) is the source of this 1830-nucleotide messenger RNA. Its product is annotated as medium-chain acyl-CoA ligase ACSF2, mitochondrial. Gene Ontology annotation, biological process: fatty acid metabolic process. The record is from RefSeq and is a predicted model, not a curated record. The transcript is spliced from 16 exons. Gene Ontology annotation, molecular function: medium-chain fatty acid-CoA ligase activity. Bases 1 to 1830 code for a protein of 609 amino acids. Lineage: Eukaryota; Metazoa; Chordata; Actinopteri; Cyprinodontiformes; Rivulidae.